AUGCAUUCGUCUGUGGGCGGAAGCGAUGUUUCUCGACCGUCUCUUGCGAUCCCAUCAACAAAAGCAUCUGAAACUUCUUCCGGAAUGUCUCCUACUCGCUCGGAGGCAACACACGUCCGAAGGAAAAAACCUCCGGCGUUGAGCCCAGAGCCUGUUGAUAUUUCGGCCCAUUCGUCGACGGCUUCCAGCUCCCCUCCUAAAAGCUCUGUCUCGAGAAUUCCUGUAGAUGGUGUAGUAAGACCGGGACAUAUCGUCCCACCCGACUGGAGUGCAGCUGCUGUUUCGGUUUUAGGUUCGGCUCCUCCUUCGGUGGUGGCCCCCACCCCUGCUCCCGCUUCAAUCAUAGGGUCGACUAUGAUGUCUUCGACCUUAAAUCCUCCUUCAUCGUACAAGCAACUGCAGAGUCGGAGAUCCAGUCAACCUGCGCCCCGUACCUCACCCUCCGGAUAUUCGCACUCUCAUAGUCACUCCCAGCCUCUUGUAUCUGUCCCGACUCUACCGCCAAUUGCCGCAAGUCCACGUACCAGUGUAGCAGACGCCCCUCCAAACCCGACAACCUUAUACUCGAAUUCAUCAGGGUUUGCUCAAGGACAAAAUUCACUCGCACAUCAAACGGGACUAAAACCUACAUCUCUAGUACCUCAAAGUUCUUCUGUGCAUUCGGAGCGAAUGAAGCCAUCCCAGUCAUCGCUGUCCACUCACUCUGUGAUUCCUAAACCAACUGUCACUUCAUCCAGGUCUCAAUUACUACAAGUCCCUCCUCCCUCACAAGGCUUCUCCUCGUUAUCACAUUCUUCCCCCGCCUCUAUCGUUGGAUCCCACAUUUCAGAACAGUCCUCACAAGGUUCACGAGCACUACCCGUACCUCCUCAUUCAACUAUAUCUACGGCACAGCAACCACCUGCAGUCGCGUUGUCUAUGGAUCACACACCCUCGUCCUCGAUUCAAGCUUGGAGAACUGGGAUCACGACUUCCAGCUCUCGAGGGUGGGGGACUCCUUUCAAUACCCAAACGCCUCAACAGAAUAUUUCUCACUUAGCAUACGGUAGCAUGGCCUCCAUCCCUCCAACAGCCUAUCCCCAUCCUAGCAAUUUUCGAUUGGACCAUCUCUCAUCAAGGACUCAAGGCCAACUCAGCAUACCCCCGCCCACUCGUAGGUACUCCUACGACACACCUACCAGUGGGCUUCCACUUCCUUCCCAACUUUCAACUACCUUGGAUGGUUACACCUCAUCGCCCGAUGUCAGUGGCCGACAAGGGGCAUCUCCUGUCAUAGGAGACCCACGCACAAAUAUACAAUUUGACGAUGGGAAACCUGCUAUUCAACGCGCGCCAUCAAAAUUAAGGCGAAAGCUCACUAAAAAUAGGGGGUGGGUGCCAAAUACAACCGCAGCUGCCGCUCCCGCGGCUUCGACAUCCACAGUUGCACCCGCGCCCCGGCUGGAAGGUGCGUUAGCUCCAAGACAACAGAUUUCGUCUGCACGUGGGAGCCCCCCACGCGUGAUCCAAAGCGGGGGACAGGCUCUGGUACCUGCCCAGCGCGCUUUUAUUGGAUCUCAUCGUCCCGCUCAAGAGCGUAUAUUAUGGGGGCUCCCGCUUGACAGAGAUCCGCGAGUCCGACAUGCCAUCCAGAAGAUUGAGAGGAUUAAGGAGGCAGUGAUCACGUUCGGAGCAGAGCAAUUUGUAGAUACAAAAAUGAAAGGGGCAGUCAUAUGCAAUGUCGAUUAUCGCUCACCCAACCAUCCUGAAGAUCUGGCAUUUGACUGGAUCACAUACAAAGAUGCUCAAAAGACACUCGAUUCGACCCUUCAAAAAUCUGUCACACGCACUGAUCCAACGAACACCGUUCUCGUCGUCAUCUUUCUUCUAUCACCAUCCCUCAACUCACUUGCUAUAUGGCGUAAAUCGCUAUCUAUUGAUCCUACGAAAUUCGACAGAGUUCUUGCCUACAGGGUUAAUAAAGUCAAGCGCGAGACAGCAGAUCAAGAAAAAGAUAUGGUUAUUAAGCUGUAA
Molecule: messenger RNA, 2013 nt
Organism: Rhizoctonia solani
Lineage: Eukaryota; Fungi; Basidiomycota; Agaricomycetes; Cantharellales; Ceratobasidiaceae
Exons: 4
Coding region: 1-2013 (670 amino acids)
Source: RefSeq, a predicted model, not a curated record